Sycon ciliatum is the source of this 2144-nucleotide messenger RNA. RefSeq names its product protrudin-like. The record is from RefSeq and is a predicted model, not a curated record. Gene Ontology annotation, biological process: vesicle-mediated transport; protein localization to plasma membrane; endoplasmic reticulum tubular network formation. Gene Ontology annotation, molecular function: metal ion binding. Lineage: Eukaryota; Metazoa; Porifera; Calcarea; Leucosolenida; Sycettidae. Gene Ontology annotation, cellular component: endoplasmic reticulum tubular network. The transcript has 13 exons. The coding region runs from base 311 to 1519 and encodes 402 amino acids.
UUAUCCAUAGUAUCAGCUCAGCUGUCGUUUGUCAAGUAAGCUAAUUAAUAUUUUCCCGUCCGUCGCCUUCUGAAAUUUGUUUGAAAUACAACCAUGUAGGCAUGAUAAUUAUACUUGACCUAGAUUACAAGCAGUGUGUAACAAACUUGUUCACUGUCUAAGUGUGUAUCAUCAAGAGUUGAUAAAGCUUUUAAUUUUUGUAGUUCUCAACGAUAAGGCCUCACUGCAACAUUACAGAUCACUGGAAAGACUUACUACGUGGUUGCACUGACCGUGACAUAGUUUUGCAGCAUUUUAAUCAUAGCAUGAUAUGGCUGAAGCGGACACGGCGGAAAAUAAUCAAGAAGCAGUGACACCAACUCUUGAUAUUGCAGCAUUCGUUGCAGACACAGCAGAGCUGCAGCAGAAACUGCGUGUGUUCGGUUUCUUGUGGCUUGCAACAGAAUAUGUUUUGAGUUGGAAAUCGCCCUGGAUCUCCGUACUGGCAUUGGUGCUUGUUGAAGUGAUCUGUGUGUGGCCAACACUUCUGCCUUUUCUAGUACUGCUGGCAGUAUGCGCCUUGUUUGGCAGACGGUUUCUUCCUAUCCCAUUGGAAAAACGUGUCACCAGUCGCUACCCUGCUGCUCAGAUCUACACAGCAAAUGAAGAUGAUGCAGCACUGGCUCGACAAGAUGCAGCGGCAAAGCAUCGUACUGAAAUCCUGCAGCAGUAUCGUGUAAAUUUAAUUCUUAUACACGCUCACUUCUCCAACGCUCUGAGCUUUAUUCUAGCAGUUGACAGACUGCUGUUGUGGGAGGACAAAGCUUCCUCAAGAAGAUGGCUGUGCGUAACCAUUGUUGUUUUGAUGGCAAUGAUUGUGUUGCCAUGGCAAUACAUAUGUGGCGUCGCCGUAGCAUUUGUGUUUCUCUACAACUCGGCAUUCUUUGCACUGUUACGAAGAAAACGUGGAGCACCACCAUCUACCAAAGAGAUAACAGCUUCUGCUGACAACGAAUCACCGGUCAAUGGCACACAAAACAGUGAAAACGUGCCUGGUGAGCCGACUGCAAUCAGUGAACAGCCUGACUCAGCUGCUGCUGCGGAGAAUUCUGACAAUGGUGAUGAUGAGAAUAGCUCGGCAUCGGCUAAUAUUCCUGCAGCGUCCUCUGUAGGGAAGCCAGGCGUAGUCAGUAGACUUAAGGCAUUACGGCAGCGGCGGAAAAUCACGAAAGAAAGUCUAUGUGCAGGUUGUCUCGUUUCACUGUCGGGAAUUUUACGUAAACGGUGUUACUGUCGGCACUGUGGUCAAGAUUUCUGUGCAACUUGCUGCAACAAGGAAGUACCGCGUGCCUUCCUUGGGGCCACGGCCCCAGCAGCGAAGACGGAGACUGUACUGGUAUGCCAUACAUGCCAUGAGUUCUUGACAACACACAGUCAAAGCCCUGCACAACAGCGUGCACGGUCCCGUUCAGCACAUGCUGCUAUUGACAGCACCGCACCGCCGCCACCGGUGCCAGCAACGGAUGCGAGUAAUAGCUAGGUGAUACUGUCGGCGCCUGCAGAUACUAGUGCCGGAGUGAUAGCUAGGUGAUACUGUCGGUGCCUGCAGCUACUCUAGUGCCGGAGUGAUAGCCGGCAUGGAGCUUGUCUGUGCCGGGUGCUGUAGUGACCACAGUGUACUGUCUGAGUGUCUCAGCGGUGUGUGUGUGUGUGUGUGUGUGUGUGUGUGUGUGUGUGUGUGUGUGUGCGUGCGUGUUCAUGUGUCUGUGUGCAGUAUAUGUGCAUAAUUUAUGGCAAUAUAUCCAAUAGUGUGCCUCUCUGUGACAUCCAAUAUUUACCAGCAGCAGCAGUGAACAUUUUCGCUCUGUCUUACUCUUCAAGAUUUUACACUGCUGUACAUACUUCUUUUUUUUAAAUGAUGCAUUACAACAUUACAACAUACCCACGGAGAGUGCUGUUUCAUUAAUCAUUGUGCUGUAAAGUUGACGACACGGACAAAUUUCAAACUGGAGACUACUCAUGCUGCAUGUUAUCUUAUGAAACUAUGCUUGAUUUUCACAAUGAUACAGAAAUCUUAUUCUUGACUUUCAAGGUUUUUUCCCUGAUUUGUUCCAAUGUGCACUAGAGAACCAUAGAAACUGAAACUUUUAACAAAGUGAUUUUGA